Molecule: messenger RNA, 1987 nt
Organism: Varroa destructor (honeybee mite)
Lineage: Eukaryota; Metazoa; Arthropoda; Arachnida; Mesostigmata; Varroidae
Gene: AP-2sigma
Product: adaptor protein complex 2, sigma subunit
Biological process (GO): intracellular protein transport; clathrin-dependent endocytosis
Cellular component (GO): membrane coat; AP-2 adaptor complex
Molecular function (GO): clathrin-cargo adaptor activity
Source: RefSeq, a predicted model, not a curated record
GUUCUUGCCAUUAAGACAUUGCAAAGGAGGGGAGGUUCUUUCUGACAGCUUGUAUAGCCAAGUUUCCUGUCGCGAGUGAAGCUCCCCGCGAACCAGAAAUUUUAGAGAUGAUCCGCUUUAUCCUCAUUCAGAACCGCGCAGGCAAAACUCGUUUAGCAAAAUGGUAUAUGAAUUUUGAUGAUGAUGAAAAGCAGAAGCUCAUCGAAGAGGUCCACGCUGUCGUAACCGUUCGCGACGCAAAACAUACGAACUUCGUCGAGUUUCGGAACUUUAAGAUCGUUUACAGACGGUACGCGGGUCUAUAUUUCUGUAUUUGCGUCGACGUAAACGAUAAUAACCUAGCGUACCUCGAAGCGAUCCAUAACUUUGUUGAAGUCCUCAAUGAGUACUUCCACAAUGUGUGCGAGCUAGAUCUCGUCUUCAAUUUUUACAAGGUGUAUAGCGUUGUUGACGAGAUGUUCCUUGCUGGCGAAAUACGGGAAACGAGUCAGACCAAAGUUCUUAAACAGUUGCUCGUGUACAAUUCUCUUGAGUAAAGUUAACCCAACCCCCUUUAUCUAAUAAUGGAUGGUCGAAAUGGCCCGAUACUCAUUACGCAACGUCGUUGACGACGAGCCUACAAAUGUUGCUCCUCAUUAUCAGCUAAGUACCAACUCACAUCGGCCUCACUGGCAUACGACUGCUCCGCUGUACCCACAGCACCCGCAGCCCUGCAUACAAACCGGAAACGAGAUCGUCGUGGUUGUCCAUUCCAGUAUCUUCGGAUCUCAGCAAGUGCAUUUGAUUUUAUUCAAAACGUCUCACAGCGCCCGCCACGUACUUCCAAAAUUAUCGUACAUAUCCAGAUGCGAUGGAAAAGCGCACCGAUUGCUAUGAUAUGCCGAAGUAUCGAGUGGUUAAACUGAUAUUAUCAUAUAUAAAGUAAUAUUGAUUAUGACGCAAUAAACCCGCGAGGGCUUUGCGCAUUGAGUAUCGCGUUGUACGUUUCUACAAACCACAGAUCAAAAGUUACGGCAUGCAACGACCCUACACCGGUCUGUUAAUCGCUUGAUAAAAUUUUGUUUUGUUUACCUAAAUUGUAAUCGUAGAUCAUAAAAUAGAAUCGAUUUUUUUUCUCUUUUUCAUUCUUUAUCUUGAAACAAAAGAGGAAUAAUCAGAAAAAAUUUAGCUUUACCCGGAAAAAACGAACGAUGCAUAGCUUGUACGUUACAUAGAUCAACAAAAAUAGCCGGCCCAACAGAAAAAAAGUAAAUUUUCAAGACAACAAGAGCACUCAGCAGUGUGGCAGAGAUCAUUUGGAUUUUUCUGAUGGCAGACUUGACGGAAGGUAGAAUGGAAGUAAUGAUUAUAUCAUUUACAUACACCAUUAUAUAUAUUCUUACCUAUGGGCGGUGUUCAGAGUCAAGAUGAGAUUGGUUGUAACAAAACCAGAAGUAUAUUUUGUUAGAGAGUACUUGGAGCAGGCACCAUAAAAGCUCCUCAAAUAAGGUCGGAUGUUCUCAAGAAGUUGGCGCAACUGAGCGAAGGAGGUCGGAACGUAGACACAUCUGGUAGAUUAAGGCGAUACAUAGCGGAUACAUCGAAUUGGGCUUUUGGUUGAUAAUCCAAUUGAAUGAGCUCUGAAGGGUUCGAAAUAGUGAAAAUGAGUGGAAAUUCUAAGUUCUAAACAUGAGGAUGCCGGUGAUGAUUAUCAAAAGCGAGUUUCAUGUAAGUUGUAUAUUUUCUAUGUGCUAUGCAAAUGUAAACUACAUGAAUAACUGGGCUCUAUCAUAUAAGCUACGAAAAGUUUCGUUAAAUUUGACGUGCAGCAUUUAAUAAGUUGACAAUUAAUACAGACAUAUUGAACACUUCUAAGUAAACACGAUGUAUCUUUGAUCUACAAAAAGAGUAGAGUAUGCGUUUAGUAAGCAUAAAAACAAUCGUGUAGAAAGAUGGCAAUUUAACUGUCUAUUCUAUACUAAAUAAAGAGUGUCAAAAUUGAGUUAGA